Auanema sp. JU1783 is the source of this 1242-nucleotide messenger RNA. Lineage: Eukaryota; Metazoa; Nematoda; Chromadorea; Rhabditida; Rhabditidae. The record is from the annotation of a GenBank genome assembly.
AUGUAUUUGAAAAUAUGGCUAGCCUUGUUCGUUGUCGCAUGGGCUGCUCCUCCCCAGAGAGUUAAUCAACCUGAGCCUGUUACGUCUACUCAUGCUCCUUCACCAGCACCAAACUCGGCUGAAAACGCCAAGCACGAUGAUGCUCAUGAGAGCGGACGUCGAAACCCUUAUGAACUGAGCUACAAUCGUUAUCUUGAGAAGGUUGUGGAAAUCUUAGAAAGUGAUAAGAACUUCCGUGAACGUCUUAGAGAUAUGCCAGAAGAACAAAUUAAGGAAGGUCGUAUUGCUGAUCAUUUCCAUGAAUUGCCAAAGGAGAUUCACAAUCAAUUACAUAAAAUAAAGUUGGAAGAAAUUGAAUCUAUUAGGGCUCAAAUUGAAAAACAGAUAGAGGCUGAUAAAGGAGCUCAUAACAUCAAAAUACCCGAACAUCUUGACUUAAACCAGUGGGAAACAUUCGGGCAAGAAGAUCUUCGAAUGCUCAUCAAGAAGACCGUAGCUGAUAUGGAUGAGAUUGAUAAUCAGCGUAGGGAAGAGUUCAAAAAGUAUGAAAUGCGUAAGAAAGCCGAAAGGGAUCACAAACUGGCCAGCAUGACCGAACAGGAGAGAGCUGCUGAAAUGAAUAGAGAGGAACAAUUGAAAAAACGUGUUCAUGAAAAACUCAAACACCCAGCCAGCAAAACUCAACUUGAAGAUGUUUGGGUUGAAAGCGACAAGAUGACUAAAGACACUUUCAAUCCCCGCACCUUCUUUGGUCUUCACGAUUUAAACGGAGAUGGGUUCUGGAAUUCUGAAGAGUUGGAAUCUCUAUUCAAUAUCGAACUGGAAAAGAUGUACAACUCUACUGACCCUGAUUAUGAUGCAAGAGAAAAAACUGAGGAGAUGUACCGCAUGCGUGAACAUGUCGUCAAACAGAUGGAUAAGAAUGGCGAUCGUCUGAUUAGUUUAGAAGAGUUUAUGCAGGAUACCGAAGCUCAAACUGGCGGUCAAGAUAAAGGAUGGGACGAGUUAUCAUCUGAAGACUUGUUCACUCCUGAAGAAUUGAAAGAAUAUGAAGAUGUUUUAGCUAAAGAAAUGAAUUGGGGUGAUAAUGCUUAUGAUUCGAAAAUUGAUAAUACUAUACAUGAUCAACCACAGGUACAAAACAGUAAUGCUGGUGCUACACAUAAUCUUAAUGCUGAUACUCAAAAUGUCCAUGUUGAACCUGCACAGCGUCCAACUGUGGACCCUACAUAUGGAAUUUGA